Messenger RNA from Camelina sativa (false flax), 2181 nucleotides. Lineage: Eukaryota; Viridiplantae; Streptophyta; Magnoliopsida; Brassicales; Brassicaceae. The record is from RefSeq and is a predicted model, not a curated record.
ACCGCUCCUUUCGAUAUCCCUCACUUAUUUUAUUUUUGGGCUCUCAUAAUAAACAAAUCAGGAAAAAAACCUCACCGAAGCUGAAGACGAAACAUCACCAAAUCUUCAUCGUCUGGUCUUUGUCUCCAUCUAAAAAAUUAUUUAUACACUUCUCUCUACAUAACAAAGGUGAUUCAACGUUCCAGCUGUACCAUUCUGUAAUUUUAAAACUUUUCAAAUUCAGAAUGAUCAUCAUCACACUACCUCGCUGAUCCGAAACCCGUAAUUUACGAUUUCUUCUUCAUAAGAAUUUUUUUUUUAUUAGGAGACGAAGAUGAUGAUGAGUAGCACCAGCAGCAGCAACAACAGUAGCAGUAGUACUAGUAGUAGUAGUAGUUAUACAAGAGGCCGAACAAAUCACUCAUCUGCAAAUACGAAAAUUGGGAAGAAAUUGAAAGGUGGUGAAAAUAGUGUUGUAAACCGAAAGGCUUUAAAUCAAGAGAAGAUAAUUGCUCUGCAACAAGAUGUUGAAAAGCUGAGGAAGAAGCUGAGACUUGAAGAGAACAUUCACCGAGCAAUGGAAAGAGCAUUUAACAGACCUCUUGGAGCACUUCCUCGUCUUCCUCCGUUUCUACCUCCACCGGUCUUGGAGUUACUUGCAGAAGUGGCUGUACUCGAAGAGGAAAUGGUUCGGUUAGAAGAACAUAUUGUGCAUUGUAGACAAGAAUUGUAUCAAGAAGGAGCUUCUACAUCUUCACUGAUAGCAAACUUAAAAUGCUCGGCUGAUUUGCCUAAGCAUUGGCAGAACAAAUCCAAGUCAGCUUCCAGUAAUGCUACUCUUUCGCGGGAACCGUGUUCUGUUUCAGAGAGGCGUAGGGGUAAAGAGAACAAGUUGAGUGCUAAUUCUAUCAAAACACCGGUGAAGAUUAUGUCAGCUGCUUAUACACAAUUGAAUAAGAGUUUAGAUGCUCAGAAACUAGAGCAUGAAAGUCAUAGGCAUAGCAAAACAAGUGCAGAGACGAGGUAUUAUGGUGGCGCUGACGAUCCAAAUAAAAUUUCGGAGGAUCUUGUUAAGUGUUUGUCCAACAUUUUCAUGAGAAUGGUAAAGAAAGCCGCAGCUGUUACAAAAUCUCAAGAAAACAAUAAAGAUACUACAUUCAGGGAUCCUUAUGGAACUUGCACCAGCUUUAAAAGAAGAGAUAUUGGUCCAUAUAAGUAUUUUAAUGAUGUUGAGGCAGCUUCAGUAAAACGAAAUAGAAUAACGUCGUCAAGUUCCUCUUUGUUUCUUAUCCGCCAACUGAAACGUUUGCUUGGAAGACUUUCUUCAGUCAACUUGCAGAAACUUAAUCAUCAGCAGGAGAAGUUAGCUUUCUGGAUUAACGUUUAUAACAGCUGCAUGAUGAAUGGUUUCCUUGAACAUGGAAUACCAGAGAGCCCUGAUAUGGUGGCACUAAUGCGAAAGGCGACUAUAAAUGUGGGAGGCCACUCUCUCAACGCAUUCACGAUCGAACACUUCAUCCUACGCUUACCUUACCACUCAAAAUAUAUUUCCCCUAAGAGUUCAAAGAAAAAUGAAAUGGCAGCGAGGAGUAAAUUUGGAUUGGAAUUGUCAGAGCCACUUGUAACAUUUGCUCUCUCAUGUGGUAGUUGGUCCUCACCCGCUGUACGGGUGUACACUGCUGGUAAAGUAGAGGAUGAAUUAGAGGUGGCGAAAAGAGAGUAUUUGGAAGCAUCGGUGGGGAUAUCCGUGGCGAAAAUGGGGAUACCAAAACUGAUGGAUUGGUAUAGUCACGACUUUGCAAAGGACACUGGAUCAUUGCUUGAUUGGAUUUGCCUUCAGUUGCCUACUGAGUUGAGAAAAGAUGCUCUCAACUGUCUUCAGCAAGGGAUUUCUCAGCCCCCUUCUACUCUUGUCCAUAUUGUCUCUUAUGACUUCACUUUUAGAUACCUUUUUGCCAUCUGAAAAUAUUUAUUUCUUAAGGGGGUGUUUUCUCUCUUUAAGUAGUCUUUAGAUUCUUGUUUACGUCAACAGAAAAUGUACAUCAUUAUAGUGUUCGGUUCAACAAAUAAGGAGAAAUAGAAAUUAUAGUGUUCGGUUUAGUUUUGUGCUCGUUUCCAACCCACAUCAUUUGUAAGCUAGUUAGAUAGAUGGCAAGAAAUGAAAAAGUAAUUAAGUAAAUGGAAAUUGUAUGAGUUGUUAUU